AUAUACCCUGAAGUUCCUUAAAAAGAAAAAUGGCAUUCAAUAAUCCUCGCACAAAACUGUUCUGUCUAUUUACGUUAAUCGUAACUUGUCUUCUACUAUUGUCCAAAGGCUCACCUGUGAAUGCCACGGAAAAUGCAACACGAAGAAACACUUUAAGGCAUACUUCUGGACGUAAGGGGUCAAAUAUAACAGUAAUAUGCAAGACAGAAGAUUUACCCAGAUAUGAGACAUAUAACCAGACGGUGAUCUUACAUGAGCCAAACCAUGCGAUCGUCACAUCAGCUGGGAGACGUCCUACGGUUACAUACACAGCUGAUAUGGGACAGGCUCUUGUUAAAUUUGAAAGACGUUCGAGUUAGCUGAAUGUUGCGAGUGUUGUCUUAGAUCCUGCCAAAUUAUGAGUCGUCAUGUUUUACAGAACCCUGGUUGACCUUUGCCUAAAAUAUUUACGGAGAUGUUUUGCAAUUGAUACAUUAUAUUCUUUAAACGGUAUAUUGUAGGAUACAUGGCAAAAAAACCUUUAGUAUAAAAAGACACAUAUGAACAUAUAUUUGGUUACUAUAAAACAUUACCAGUAAAAUGCAAUUCUAAUAGGUCAUCCUUUGGCGGCUUAUAAUUAUUCCAAACAAGUUAUUACAAUUUACAAUACAUAUGCAUCAGUCAUUGCAAACAGCACAACAUUAUCAUUACGACAAACAUUAAGUUUGAUACAUUUAUACAUUUAAACUUGUAAAUUAUCUUAAGUCUGAAAGAGAAAAUUUUACUAUCCAUACGAAGAAUCUUCAUAUUAACUGCAGUCAUUAAAAAGUAUUUCUUUCAUUGAUUGGAUAAAGUCUGUCAUUUUAAAUUGUAGUAAAAGGGAGUAAUGAGAAACAAUAAUUUUAUAACACUGUCUCAAUUCAAAUUCUUGUUUUUCUUUUGCUAAUUGUAAGAAACAGGAGGAAGUUUUAUCUCAUGCUUUUAACCUCAUCUUUCAAGAACAUUUUACUAUAGAGAGAAUUUAUGCGAACUAAUCACCACCAUAAUACACUAAACCAAUAACGACAAAGCGCCUAAUAGUACAAACGGAAGUGCAUAUUCCACAGCAAGUUCACUUACCCAAUAGCAUCAGUUUUGAUACUGCUUUAUAUACACACCCGAAUUGUGCUACACAUUCAUAAUGGUUCAACAUUUUCAUAUGUCCUCAAAUCUCUGUUUUCAUUUCUCACAAAUCAGCAAUGACAUUUAAGUCUUUUUAUCUGAUUGGGAUCAAAGAAGAUAUAUUUUCUCUCUCUCUAAAAGUUAACUGGAUCUCAAGAAUACACUUAAAUUAUAGAAAUAGUUUGCAUUAAGGGAUAUAAUUAAAUUCAGAACAGUUGUUUUUCCCAUACGUGAGAUGUUCGCAUUAUGAAUUAUGAUAUAAGCAGAGGAAAUUUAUGCGAACUAAACACCAACACAAUACACUAGACCAUUUACGGCAAAGCGCCUAGCAGUACAAACGAGCGUGCACAUUCCACAGCAAGUCACUAACCCAAUAAAAUCGGUUUCGAUGCUGCUUUGUAUACAUACCCGAAUUGUACUACACAUCCGUACAUGUUCAACAUUUGCACAUAUACUCAACAUACAUAUACAAUAACAAAGCAUAACUUUGGAUUGCAUAAUGACUAUUACUUCUAUUUAUCAUACCGUUAGUAACUUUAAAUUUUAUAAUUAAUUAAUUAGGUAAUUCUAUUUUCCAAUGUCGACAUGUAAAAAUGAAUAGCGGAUAUAUGACGGCAUUUGUUUUUAUCAUAUGGAUUAUAAUUAGUACGUAACAUUUAUUAUAUUUUUGCUGAUUGUUUGAAUAACGGGUUUACACUGUCUAUGUGGUUUAUCUCUUACAAUACUUAUGAAAUUAAUGAUGAAAUACUCCAAUAUAAGGCAGAUGCCUACAGAAUUACGUAUACUCAUAUACUACUUAUUUAGAUUUGGAGCUUGAUUCAUCUAUUUCAUGGCAACGUUUUUCGCCAAUAUUUUUGUAUAUACUUUAUUGUACUUUAGGCCUCAAGUGACGCUAAAUUUUAUUUUUCCCAACUAUAUUGAUUAGUUUUUAACAUAUCAUCAAAAUUUCAUGUUGUUGGAUUAUUUCCAUUGUAAAUAUCAGUCAUUUUUGACACUAAAUAUCUUAUGAGCUGCAACAUUAAUUUUGUUGUUGAAUUCUUAUAAAACGUUUAGUAUAAUAUUAGUUUGCAUAAAAGAAACAUUUUCGUGUAAAAUUUGUACAUGGAUACGAGGAAAAUUGAUUUUCUUUGGUAAUGUUUUAUGCAUGAUGAACGAAUUUGGUGCUAAAUAUUUUUUCAGUUUUCUGAAAUUAAUGUCCUUCUGUACAUUUCAACCAAUGCCAUUUUAAAAUUAAAUUAUUCAUAUCAUCUAUGAUGUUUAAUUUAUAAAACAAUUUUUAAUCUAUAUGUUCAGUAAUUAUUAUAAAUUAUCAACUACUGGUUUGUUUGUUUUUCCGAAUUUUUUUUGUUUGUUUUUUUUGUUUGUUGUUUUUGGAUGUUAUAUCCUUAUAUGUGUAUAUGUUAUUAUUAAUUUAUUUCGUUAUGGACAUAUUCGAUAGCUACAGAAACAUUUAGUAUAUUCUUGAUAACUCGAACUAACUUGUGCCAUUUCACAGAGUUCUAGAUAACAAUAAUUUAAGAUCAAUAUACUUAGUAAAACCACUAAUGUACAGUCAAACCUGUGUUAAAGACCACCUCUGAACAGAGACCUUCUGGCUCUAAAGACCACAUGUUUUGUUUCCUAUUUUAAACAUUCACAGUCUAUUUUAACCGGGAAUAAAGACCACCCCAAUAAAGACCACAUUUUUGCUCUCCCAAAGGUGGUCUUUAUAGACAGGUUUGACUGUAAUUAAAAUUCGCUGUACACUUGAGUUCGAGGUAUCAAGUUUUAUGGAUAUUUUGAUUGAAAUCAUGAACAUUUCAAUUUGACUGUACUUACUUUUCUAGACAAUAAUUAGAAUACCCCGUAAGAUGCAAACCGAUAUAGUUUUAGCGUGCCCCUGUAUCCGUCGGUGCUUGUGCAGUCAUAUUUUGGUAAUGGUUAGUCACAUGGAGUUGGUAUUACGAUAUAAAUGUUUUUAUCAUAAUGCAAGCCUAGCUAUAUCUCGUAAAUCUUGUGACUUUUAACCCUGUUAGAGAAAAUUUGGUUCAAACGAUCAUUUUUGCUGAUUUAACUCCAUCAAAGUAUGAAAAGUAUAGUAAAUAAUGUGUGUAUGUUCGUAUUAACUGGAGGAUAGUUUCAAGAAUAUGCACAUUAUACCAGAAUAAUUGUCUUUUCAUCAAAUAAGAACUUGCACUUUUGACAUUUUCUUUUCAUCAGCACUGUCCGAUAUUCAUUGUCCCUAAAAUAGUUGUAACAAUAAGAUGCAUUAUAUACAUUGUAUUACAAAACUUUUAUGGCAUCCUCACAUAAAUUUGGAGGCAUAUUAUUCAAACACUUUAUUAUUCUUGAAUGAUAAUAUGUUGAUUUGGUGCUCCAGCAGUCUUCCAUAGGAUACUUAUGUAUUCCUGUGUGUAUAUAAUUUGAUAUAAUUUUUCAACCGAAAAUAAAACAUUCAUUUAAUACAUGUAAAGGUAUAUUUUCAUAAUGAUAUGAAAUCGGGUUUUAGAAAUAUAUAAAUUAACGUAUAUGUUUGGAAAUAAAUUUUA
Molecule: messenger RNA, 3668 nt
Organism: Mercenaria mercenaria
Lineage: Eukaryota; Metazoa; Mollusca; Bivalvia; Venerida; Veneridae
Exons: 4
Coding region: 30-359 (109 amino acids)
Source: RefSeq, a predicted model, not a curated record